Molecule: messenger RNA, 2087 nt
Organism: Caretta caretta (loggerhead turtle)
Lineage: Eukaryota; Metazoa; Chordata; Testudines; Cheloniidae
Gene: CDK5R1
Product: cyclin dependent kinase 5 regulatory subunit 1
Biological process (GO): brain development; axon guidance
Cellular component (GO): growth cone; cytoplasm; protein kinase 5 complex
Molecular function (GO): cyclin-dependent protein serine/threonine kinase activator activity; protein kinase binding
Source: RefSeq, a predicted model, not a curated record
GGCGGGCCCGGCGCUGCAGAACCUUGGACAGAAGCGGAGCCGCCGCCGGGUCGCGCAGGGCGGAGCUGAGCGCAGCGCCCCGGGCACCGGCCCCCGGGCCGGAGGCGGCGGGCGCCCGGCGGCGCCAUGGGCACGGUGCUGUCGCUGUCCCCGAGCUACCGCAAGGCGCCGCUGUGCGAGGACGGCGCGGCCGGGCUGGGGCCCUACGGCGCGGCGCCCGGCGGCCGGAGCGCCAAGGAGCGCGGCCUGCGGCGCCACCCGAUCCUGGCCGCGCUGCCCUGGAAGCGCAUCGCCGCCGUCUCGGCCAGGAAGAAGAAGCACUCGCAGAAGGUGCAGCCCGGCGGCUGCCCGAGCAGCGUCGCCCACCGCAACAGCGAGAACCUGAGGAAGUCGCUGUCCUGCGCCAACCUCGCCGGCUUCGCGCCGCCCGCCGCGCCGCCGCUCUCCGCGGCCAAGAGCGCAGCGCCCGCGGGGCGCAAGGCGCCGCCCCAGCCCGGCGCCGCCGGCACCCCGCGGCGGGUCAUCGUCCAGGCCUCCACCGGCGAGCUGCUGCGCUGCCUGGGCGACUUCCUCUGCCGCCGCUGCUACCGCCUGAAGCACCUCUCGCCCACGGAGCCGGUGCUGUGGCUGCGCAGCGUGGACCGGGCGCUGCUCCUGCAGGGCUGGCAGGACCAGGGCUUCAUCACGCCGGCCAACGUGGUCUUCCUCUACAUGCUGUGCAGGGACGUCAUCGCCGCCGAGGUGGCCACCGACCACGACCUGCAGGCCAGCUUGCUGACCUGCCUGUACCUCUCCUACUCCUACAUGGGCAACGAGAUCUCCUACCCGCUCAAGCCCUUCCUGGUGGAGAGCUGCAAGGAGGCCUUUUGGGACCGCUGCCUCUCCAUCAUCAACCUCAUGAGCCCCAAGAUGCUGCAGAUCAACGCGGACCCGCACUACUUCACCCAGGUGUUUGCUGACCUGAAGAACGAGUGCAGCCAGGAGGAGAAGAGCCGGCUCCUCAUCGGGCUGGACCGGUGAGCACCCCCCGCCGCUGGGACUGGGGCACCUUCCUGGUGCUUUGAUUUGUCAGACACAGGUGGAGGUUGGGCGGACCUUGGAAAGGGCAGCGGGGCCCCCAGCUGGCAGCACUGACCUUGGAACACUAGCCGCCUGCCUCGGCCUCCAGCAGGGCUGCAGCCACGGGGGUGGGUUGGAAGCUCUUGUUGUGGCUAGUGUCUGUUCGGUUUCUGUAACUGCCUGGAGAUCCAUUGCUCCCUCCACUUCAGUGCUCAGUGGGGGCUUGGCUGUCCUUUUGCCCAGACAGUAUCUGCCGGAGGGAUUAUCCACGCAGAAGUCUUCACCCUUGUGAGCAGGCGGCUUCAAGAAAUGACUUGAAGGAAAUGUUGGCCUUUACUUUCUCGAAGGGCCUGGUGGUGUGGGAAUGGGGUAAUUCAAUGGAGUCUUGAGCAUCUGGCAUUUCACAAAGGGAUCCAAUGCUUUAAAGCUGGCAGGGGUUCAGAGCUGCACAAAACUUAAGAAAAUUAACCUUAAAAACAAUCAGUAUCAAACUCCAAAAGGGACUUAUUGCAUGUAACAUGUAGUUAGCUGGGAAGGCGAGUGGGGGAGAGGUGGAAUUGCACACACCUUUGACUCUGCAUUGGUGGCUCACAUGUUUAAUUCUCAAAAUUCCCAGAUUUGGGAAAGCCCAACUUUGAGCAGGCAAAACAGUUCCUCACAGGCUUAGAAGUAUCAUUCGUGAUCAAUGCUGCAGCCUGUGGUCUAAGGCGAGUUUGGAAUGCUGUCUCACCAGUCAAGGCACCCAAGAGGUGAGGUGGCCAGGUUGGGAUUGGUGUGAGACCACACUGUGGCUACUUGGCUAUUGUUUUGGUUUGCGACGGCAAAUAAUUCUGUGCUAGUCAGUAACAUGACUAUCUGCAGCCCACCCUGGUCCUGUCACGAGUGGUGGCCAUUACUCUGUUCAUGUUUUCUGAACUGCAGCAGUAGUGGUCUGUUCUGAUGUGUCUUACUGUAGGGUUUAAUGGCACUAUCAAUUGCUUUCCCUAGUCUACCGGAUCACUCUGUGUGGAAUGGGGCCUAUUUAGCAU